Molecule: messenger RNA, 446 nt
Organism: Pistacia vera
Lineage: Eukaryota; Viridiplantae; Streptophyta; Magnoliopsida; Sapindales; Anacardiaceae
Exons: 2
Coding region: 16-444 (142 amino acids)
Source: RefSeq, a predicted model, not a curated record
AAAUAGAGAAAUUAGAUGGGAAAUAAACAAAGCACUACUCGGUCUAAGUUGAAACCGAGUGAUCAUGUCUGUGGUCCAAGGCUGGGAGGUCUCUACUAUCAUCACGGAAUAUAUGUGGGCGGCGACAUGGUAAUUCAUCUCAUGGCACCUGCAGACAAAGCACCUGGAAAGAAAGUACCUGCAAAGAAAGGUAAUUCAUCUUCUCCAUGCCAAAAAUGUGGCUACAAUCCGGACACUGAUGAUGGAAUCAUCAAAACUUGCCUUGAUUGUUUCCUAAGUGAGAGUGAGCUAUAUAUUUAUCAAUAUAGCUGCGCUUGUAAUUCACCCCAUGAAGUUAUCAGAAUUGCAACUGAGUUUCUCGAGGGAAAACGACACUUUGGUGCUUACGAUUCCUUUUUUAAUAAUUGCAAGGAUUUUGCAUACUACUGUAAGACUAAAAAAUAAAA